GAGCAGCGGGGAGGCGCGCGCUCCGGAGCCUCGGCCAGGGCCGGGUCCGGGUCUGCGGAGCUGCUGCACGCGAGCGAGCGCGGCACCCGGGGGAUCGCCCCGCUGCACCCCCGAGCCGGGGCGGGGCUCAGGUCGCUCGGGGGCGGCGUCGGUGUCCGCCCCCCACAUCCGGGGGCCGGGCCGGGCUCUGGGGCUCGCGCCGCGCGGGUGAGUCAGGCCGGGUUUUCCCUCCGCCUCUGGGGCCAGGAGAAGAGUGUCGCCCAGCGCGUCCUCUGCCCGCCGAUCCGGCUCCCGCGCCUGCCCGAAGAGCCUGCGAGGGGAAAGGUUCGAGACCGAGCUGGGGACUGCAGCGCGCCCUGAGAUCCUCGGCGCCAGCAUGAGUCAGCUGCCUGUGCCCUGUUGAACCUUCAUGGCCACAGCCUCCGGCCCUGCUGGCAUUGCCAUGGGCAGCGUGGGCAGCCUGUUGGAACGGCAGGACUUUUCCCCCGAAGAACUUCGGGCUGCACUGGCUGGGUCCCGGGGCCCCCGGCAGGCCGAUGGGCUCCUCCGGAAAGGCUUAGGCCAGCGUGAGCUUUUCAGCUACCUGCAUCUCCCCAAGAAGGAUGGCAAGAGCAAUAAGCGAGCGCCUCGGAAUGAGCCGGACUAUGCCACCCUCUACUACCGAGAGCAUCCUCGGGCUGGUGACUUCAGCAAGACUUCCCUGCCUGAGCGGGGUCGCUUUGACAAGUGCCGAAUUCGUCCGUCGGUGUUCAAGCCUCCUGUGGGCACCGGGAAAGGCUUCCUGUCCAUGCAGAGCCUGGCAGCCCACAAGGGCCAGAAGUUGUGGCGAAGCAAUGGCAGUCUGCACACACUGGCCUGCCACCCACCCCUGAGCCCUGGGCCUCGGGCCAGUCAGGCCCGUGCUCAGUUGCUUCACGCCCUCAGCCUCGAUGAAGGUGGCCCUGAGCCCAGCCUUUCGGACUCUUCCAGCGGGGGUAGUUUUGGCCGGAGUCCAGGCACUGGCCCCAGCCCCUUCAGCUCCUCCUUGGGCCACAUUAAUCACCUUGGGGGUUCACUGGACCGCGCUUCAAGGAGCCCCAAGGAGUCUGGACCUCUGGCUGUGCUGAGCUGCCUACCUGAGCCACCUCCCCCCUACGAGUUCUCCUGCCCCGCUGGUGAGGAGGUAGCCAUAUUGCCUGAGACCUGCGAGGACCUCAAGAGGGACCUUGGUGACCAGGAUGUCUCUAACCCCUUUACCCAGGUGCUAGAGGAGCGCCAGCGGCUGUGGUUGUCCGAGCUGAAGCGCCUGUAUGUGGAGCGGCUGCAUGAGGUGGCCCAGAAAGCUGAACGCAGCGAGCGUAACCUCCAGCUGCAGCUGUUCAUGGCCCAACAGGAGCAGCGGCGCCUGCGCAAGGAGCUGCGGGCUCAGCAGGGCCUGGCCCCGGAGCCUCGGACCUCUGGUCCCCAAGUGGAGGCUGACCCCAAUGCCCGGGCCGAGGAGGAAGCCCGAUGGGAGGUGUGCCAGAAGACUGCGGAGAUUAGUCUGUUGAAACAGCAGCUUCGGGAAGUCCAGGCGGAGCUGGCCCAGAAGCUGGCUGAGAUCUUCAAUCUGAAGACGCAACUUCGGGGCAGCAGGGCACAAGCCCAGGCUCAGGACGCUGAGCUGGCUCGGCUGCGGGACACAGUGCGCAGCCUGCAAGAGCAGGCGCCCCGGGAGCAAGCUCCAGGCAGCUGUGAGACGGACGACUGCAAGAGCAGGGGACUGCGGGGGGAGGCAGGAGGCGGUGAAGCCCGAGAAGGGGCCGAGCAGCUGCGGGCCGAGCUGCUGCAAGAGCGGCUUCGUGGCCAGGAGCAGGCGCUGCGCUUCGAGCAGGAGCGGCAGACUUGGCAGGAGGAGAAGGAGAGGGUGCUGCGCUAUCAGCGAGAAAUCCAAGGGGGCUACAUGGACAUGUACCGCCGGAACCAGGCACUCGAGCAGGAGCUGCGGGUGCUGCGGGAGCCGCCCACAUCCUGGAGUCCCCGACUGGAGUCCUCCAAAAUCUGACCGCUAGCCAAGUGUGCUGACAGCAGGCACGCUGUCAGAAGAUACCUUGAGAUGGCAGGCUCCUCCCUUGCACUGGUCUGAGGCAGAAUCUGUAGAGGCCAGUUCAGAGAUGGGAGGCCCACCCAGAGGAGGGCUCCAGCAGGCAAUGGGGCUGGAUAAGGUGCCUGCUCCAGAAGCUAUGGCAAAGUCUUGCUGGCAGAGAAACAGACCCAGGCAGGGCCCAGCCCUGCUCCCUUCAGUGGGUGUGACCCAGUAAAAUAGGUUGAAGCCAUCGAAGCCUCAGCUCCAGGAUGCAGAAGGGCAGGAGCGAGGGCGGGUAGUUGGAGACCUGGCAUGAGGUCUACCUCCAUGGAAGGAGCCAGGGGUGGGAAGACUGGCCUCCUCCAGAAUAAAAGCACAUUUUCUAUAUAAGGAG
Onychomys torridus (southern grasshopper mouse) is the source of this 2438-nucleotide messenger RNA. It is a transcript of the gene N4bp3, whose product is annotated as NEDD4 binding protein 3. NCBI's taxonomy places the organism in Eukaryota, Metazoa, Chordata, Mammalia, Rodentia, Cricetidae. Gene Ontology annotation, cellular component: cytoplasmic vesicle. The transcript has 5 exons. Bases 410 to 2023 code for a protein of 537 amino acids. The record is from RefSeq and is a predicted model, not a curated record.